Messenger RNA from Plasmodium cynomolgi strain B, 3759 nucleotides. RefSeq lists its product as hypothetical. NCBI's taxonomy places the organism in Eukaryota, Apicomplexa, Aconoidasida, Haemosporida, Plasmodiidae. Bases 1 to 3759 code for a protein of 1252 amino acids. The record is from RefSeq and is a predicted model, not a curated record. Gene Ontology annotation, molecular function: protein binding. The transcript has 2 exons.
AUGGACAUCAACCUGUACAUCCACAGUGUUGAAGUGGAGCUGGCCACGAGGGAUACAACUGUGAGGGGGGACGAGCAGGAGGAAGAAAAUGUGGUGUACUGCCUGCACAUUAAAGUGGAGAGUGGCGACGCGAGGGGAGAUUCAAGCAGUCGGGGAAGCAAUGGGGCAGGCAGUUGGGAAAACAGUUGGACAAACGGGCAGCCAAGUAGUGGCGCAAGUGGACGCCCCUAUGGCGCGCAGCGUGGUCUGAAGAACGAAAUGCCGAAUGGACUCUUUUACGAAACGCCAUGGUACAUGUGCGUGAAGAAGGGACAAAACGAAAUAUGUCUCAUGUCUUACGAAGUGAACAUUUCACACGCGUUUAACAUGCUGGAGAGGGACGAGGGACUCACCCUGUACGUACUGCGGAAAGACCUGAACAAAGACAAAGUCGAUUACCUGCACCGAAGCGAACUGAACAUGAAGAACAAAAGACUCUACGAUAAGAAUUAUUGUAUCUUUUUCGAAAAUGAUAAACUAAAGGGGAAAAUAAAAGUUCAUUUAAAAAAUGGAAUUAUAUAUAAUCACACGUUAAGUGAAAUAAAAACGGGGAAUUAUUUGGAAGAUACCCAUUUGCAGAAAUUUUUGCAAACUGAAUUUCCCACAGAGUCAGGUCAAGCACAAGUGGACGAUAAAAUUGACCAUAGUCCAAAAGAACAAAGCGGAUUAUCACAAGACAAGCAUAUAAUUAACGAGUUUAAUGAAUUGCUUAACGCGAGGAGAGUUUUAUACUGGGUCUACAUAGACGACAACGGGAAGGAACAAGGCCCCUUCAACAGCAACACCAUUUUUACUUGGAUCAUAAAUGAGUAUUUUGAGGAUGAUACGUUAAUUAGAUUACACGAUAAGGGUAAGUACUACAAAUUGUGCGAAGUUAUUGGUUACAUUGAAAAAAACGUGUUAUUAAAUUCGGCCAGCCAUGAACUGGUUGGUGACAACCUGGGGAACAACAUUCAGGGUACCCUUCCCCAGGGAGUGAAUACAAACUGGGAAGUUUCGAAAGGGAGCCAAACGGAGAAACAGAAAAAUUCAAUCCACGGGGGAGUUACUACUCCAAAUGACAUGGGCGAUUGCGUCAUAAACAAAAGUGAAAUCAAUUUCCCCGAAGGGGAGUACGUUGGACAAUACACGGAGAAGACUUCCCAAAAUUUAAAAGAAAAAUACAGCAACGAAGUAGGUGCAAAGAAACCCAUUUUUGAUGUUCGCAGUAAAAGUGAAGAUUUUCCAAAGGGGGAAGAUGCCACAAUUCAUAACAAAGCACAUAAUAACAAAAAUGUAAAAAAAAAAAAUCAAGUGAAAAAGCUGAAAAAGGAGAUUAAAAGGAUCAAAGACGAAAUGGUUAAGUUGAAGGAAAGUGCUUGUUCGAGUAGACGUGCCGUUUGUGACGAUGCGGAGGUGGAAGCACGUCAUGACUUGUCCCCUCGGUGUGGGGAGGACAGGGUGUCCAAUUUAACGUCCAACGGGGCAUCGAAACAGAAUUGCUGCACCAUCCAAAAGGAAUCACAGAUCAGCACAAAUAAUAAUGUAACUCAUGAGACGACGCACAUUGGACCUCCCCAAGAAAAUGCCAAACCACACACACAUCCGUGUGAACAGAACGUAGGGGGAAGUACUACCCAGAAUAAUGGACAAAGUGUAACAACUGGACAUGUUAAAGCGUGUGUAAAUUACGCCAAUGCUGCUUUUUCAAACGAAGCGGAAAUGAUCGAAAAAAUAAUUAGUGAUAUUAAUGAAGAGUUUCGAAUAAAAGAAAAUCACCAAAAACAGAGGUGCAUGGAAAUUGCCAUGAGCAGUAUAAGUCAAGCUCAGGAAUGCCUUCUCAAUAUAAAGAAGAAGCGAAUGACUUCCUACCUGAACAGAAUAAUUAACUUAUCAAUUCAUGACGAGGCAAUAUACAUCGGGGAGGACAAUCGUGAAAUGGUUCCUAUGGAGAGGAGACACUUGAAGAAGAAAGCGCCGAAUAAUGGCACCUUUGGAGGUAUACGCAGCGUUGCUUAUGAUGCCUCGUGUGUAACAUGCCCAACGUGUGCUACUCCAAAGAAGGUAAUUUUUAACACGAAUGCGUUAGGAAGUAUCAACCAAGGGACGGGCAAAAAGGGUUACCUCCACGGGAGGGGGAAGUUUUCAAAUGGGGGAUUGGAAAGUGCGCCGAGGAAGGAGAAGAAGGUGGGAUAUUCGUUAGUAAUAAAUGAGGGGUCGCUGAAAAGUGUUGAGAAGGUUAAAUUGGUUGAUGGGGAAGGGAGGGCGCAGGGAAAAACGGAAAAAUGGGCAAACAAGAGGGAAAAUAAGAGGUCGCAAGGAAGGAGCUGCGAGGAAGUUUCCAAGGAGCAGGCAACCACUCUGUGCCUUAACGGCCAGAACAACGCAGAAGUUGUGUACAACUACUACAUAAGUUACGAUCAAUUUUUGAAGUACAUAAUUUUGAUACAGCGCAGUGUAAGGAUGUGGCUAACCAGAAGGAAAAGGCGGAGCUCCGGGUGGAGAAAAAACCAAUACGGUGUCCACAACUCGGAAGAACUAGGCCACUGUUGUACUUUUAGGAGUAGCGCCUUAGGUGGCAACCAUGGGGAGAAAGAGAAAGAGAAAAACCCAGGAGAAGAUCCAACUCGAAUAAAAAAAGAAAAGUGCAAGCAAGACAUAAUAAAUCGUAUAUUCGAAAAUGUGCAUUUUUUGAAUAAUGAAAAGAAGGAGAUACAUGAAUCGUAUGUUACUUUUUUAGAGCAAGAAAUGGGAAACAAAAUGGAAAGGGGGAAAGCACCGAUAUUCUCAUCCCUGCUACAGGGUGUUGAAGCGGAGAGAGAUGACAUCCCUGUGGGUUCCUCUCCAAAUGGUGACUACCUUUUUAAUAAUAAGAAGAACCAGAUGAACAAUUAUGAGGAAGACGAUCUGAGGAGGAGGAGGUGCGACGAGAGGAGACUGCUUGACAGGGGACUGCUUGACAGGGGAUUGCUGGACAAGGGACUGCUGGACAAGGGACUGCUUAACAGGGGAUCGCUUGACAGGGGACUGCUUGACAGGGGACUGCUUGACAGGGGAUUGCUGGACAAGGGACUGCUUAACAGGGGAUCGCUUGACAGGGGACUGCUUGACAGGGUUCACAAGCUUCAAGCAGAUAUAUUUGAAAACGGAGGCAACUCACUCAGAAGGGAAGACACCGAAAUGGUUAAACAAACGUAUGGCGUCAAAAGUGAAGAUAUAAAUUUUGAGAGAGAGGAUGUGAGAUCAUGUAAGAGAAACGUGCAUGAGCUAUUGUGUAACCUGUUAAGUAAGUACAAAAAUGCGAGUGAGGAAAUAGGGACGAACGAAAAAUUAAGCAACCUGUACCCAAACGAACAAUUUACACGUAACCUAAAAAAGUACAAUAGCUUCCUCAAGUCGAUAGAAAAAAAAGACAUCUCUGGAAAGAGGGACACAUUACUAUCUGUUGUGAACAACUUGAAAUUUGAUAACAUAUUGGGUGAAAAGAAAAAAAAUUGCCAAGUGCAAAAGGAUUUAAAGAGUAAUCCCGCCAUGCCCAGGCCAUGUUCGUUUCUGAGCUAUAGAGAAAGUCCCGCCCAUAACUGCAGUUACAAUGAUAAAGGACAGAAUGGAGUGGACGACGGUAUCACCAAGGGGGGAAGUGACAUAGGCAGAAGUGACAUAAGCAGAAGUGACAUAAGCAGAAGUGACAACAAACUGGCACAAAUUAAAUUUCUACAAAAGGGCAAUUUUUUUUUGUAA